AUGAAGAAGGGCAAGUGCGAGCUCUUCAAGGACGUCGCCAAGGCCAUCAAAACGGAGUUCGAAGCGAAAUAUCCCGGCUCCUGGCACGUCAUCUGCGGCCGCGACUUUGGCUCUCACGUCACGCACGAGGUCAGGAACAUCCUCUUCUGCAGCAUGGGGCGCAUAAAUCUCCUCAUCUUCAAGCACGGCUGA
Messenger RNA from Aureococcus anophagefferens, 192 nucleotides. RefSeq lists its product as hypothetical. Gene Ontology annotation, molecular function: dynein light intermediate chain binding; dynein intermediate chain binding. Gene Ontology annotation, cellular component: dynein complex. Gene Ontology annotation, biological process: microtubule-based process. The transcript has a single exon. The coding region runs from base 1 to 192 and encodes 63 amino acids. Lineage: Eukaryota; Pelagophyceae; Pelagomonadales; Pelagomonadaceae. The record is from RefSeq and is a predicted model, not a curated record.